Gracilinanus agilis (Agile Gracile Mouse Opossum) is the source of this 1211-nucleotide messenger RNA. RefSeq names its product cyclin B2 (gene CCNB2). Gene Ontology annotation, cellular component: nucleus; cyclin-dependent protein kinase holoenzyme complex; cytoplasm. The transcript has 9 exons. Gene Ontology annotation, molecular function: cyclin-dependent protein serine/threonine kinase regulator activity. Bases 1 to 1197 code for a protein of 398 amino acids. Gene Ontology annotation, biological process: mitotic cell cycle phase transition; regulation of cyclin-dependent protein serine/threonine kinase activity. NCBI's taxonomy places the organism in Eukaryota, Metazoa, Chordata, Mammalia, Didelphimorphia, Didelphidae. The record is from RefSeq and is a predicted model, not a curated record.
AUGGCUCUGUUCCGACGCCCCGCGGUAUCUAGUGGUUUAGAGGAUGUUAACAAAGGAGUUAAUUCAAAAGCCACAAUGCAAGUUACUGUUAGAAGAACUGCUCUUGAAGAAAUUGGAAAUAAAGUUACAACCAGGGGAACUCAAGUUGCUAAGAAAGUUGAGAAAACCAAAGUACCUGUGAAAAAAACCAAAAGCACAAAUGUCAUAAAAGAAGUGAAGCCUACAGCUGCUGUGAAACCAGUGCCAAAGGAAACGUUAUUUCCAAAGGGUCUAUCUCCAACCCCGAUGGAUGUUUCUAUGAAAGAAGAUGACCUGUGCCAGGCUUUCUCUAAUACAUUGCUAUGUAAGAUUGAGGACAUUGAUAAUGAAGAUUGGGAGAAUCCUCAGCUUUGCAGUGACUAUGUUAAGGAUAUUUACCAGUAUCUGAGACAACUUGAGGUUCAGCAAUCUGUAAACCCACAUUUCUUAGAUGGAAAAGACAUCAAUGGGCGUAUGCGUGCAAUCCUGGUUGAUUGGUUGGUACAAGUCCAUUCCAAAUUUCGCCUUCUGCAGGAAACUCUUUAUAUGUGUAUUGCAAUCAUGGAUCGUUUCUUACAAGUUCAGCCAGUCUCUCGGAAGAAGCUUCAGUUGGUUGGAGUUACAGCACUGCUUUUAGCUUCCAAGUAUGAGGAAAUAUUCUGUCCAAAUGUUGAUGACUUUGUUUACAUCACAGACAAUGCAUAUACUAGCUCUCAAAUCCGAGAAAUGGAAAUUUUAAUUCUGAAGGAAUUGAAGUUUGAAUUGGGCCGACCACUUCCACUCCACUUCUUAAGACGAGCAUCAAAAGCUGGGGAGGCAGAUGCCGAACAGCAUACGUUAGCCAAAUACCUGAUGGAGCUGACUAUUGUUGACUACGACAUGGUGCAUUACCAUCCUUCUGAGAUAGCUGCUGCUGCUUCUUGCCUAUCUCAAAAAGUUUUAGGUCAAGGGAAAUGGAGCUUAAAGCAACAGUAUUAUACUGGUUACACAGAGAACGAUGUGUUGGAAGUCAUGCAACAUAUGGCCAAGAAUAUAGUAAAAGUAAAUGAAAACUUGACAAAAUUUAUUGCCAUCAAGAAUAAAUAUGCAAGUAGCAAACUCAUGAAGAUCAGCACCAUUCCUCAGCUAAAUUCAAAAAUUGUCCAAGACCUUGCAUCACCUUUAUUGGGAAGGUCAUGAGAUGGUUGGACCCA